Molecule: messenger RNA, 1632 nt
Organism: Panicum hallii
Lineage: Eukaryota; Viridiplantae; Streptophyta; Magnoliopsida; Poales; Poaceae
Product: GDSL esterase/lipase At1g09390-like
Exons: 5
Coding region: 56-1345 (429 amino acids)
Molecular function (GO): hydrolase activity, acting on ester bonds
Source: RefSeq, a predicted model, not a curated record
AACGCACGCGGUAUCCAGCGGCUGGGUAGCGGGGGCGCAGGCGGCGAGCUCGGCCAUGGCGAGCGCAAUGAACGGCGGCGGCGGCGGGGCGCUGAAGCGGAUUGGCCCGCUCCGGCUGCAGUACUACAUCGUGAUGGGCGCGGUGGCGGCGGCCGUGGUGCUGGCCACGCUGCGCUACAUGCCGGGCCCCGCCGCCGCCGCCGCCAGCAGCAGCGUGGCCCGGCCGGGCGCCUCCGCCGCGGCCCCCGGCGCCGAGGCGGCGGCGGAGGCGGAGGGGGAGGAGGCGGCGGCGGAGGACGGGGAGAGGGAGAAGAGGAAGAAGAAGGGGGACGGGGUGGUGCUGUUCAACUUCGGCGACUCCAACAGCGACACGGGCGGCGUGGCGGCGGUGAUGGGGAUCCGCAUCGCGCCGCCGGAGGGGAGGGCCUACUUCCACCACCCCACCGGGCGGCUCUCCGACGGCCGCGUCAUCCUCGACUUCAUCUGUGAGAGCCUGGGCACGCAUCAUCUGAGCCCGUUCAUGAAGCCGCUGGGCUCCAACUUCACCAAUGGGGUGAACUUCGCCAUCGCAGGGUCCACAGCCAUGCCGGGUGUCACCACAUUCUCGCUGGACGUGCAGGUGGACCAGUUCAUCUUCUUCAAGGAGAGAUGCCUCGAUGCCAUCGAGCGAGGUGAGAGUGCCCCGGUUGAUGAGAUGGGGUUCCAAACUGCUUUAUACACCAUGGACAUCGGGCACAAUGAUAUCAAUGGCGUUCUCCACAUGCCUUAUGAUGAAAUGAUUGCCAAUCUUCCCCCUGUAAUUACUGAAAUCAAGAAAGCAAUCGAGAGGUUGCAUAAGAAUGGGGCCAGGAAGUUCUGGAUACAUGGCACGGGUGCGCUUGGUUGCAUGCCUCAGAAGCUUGCUAUGCCGAGGGACGACGACAGUGGUCUCGAUGAGCAUGGAUGCAUCGCAAGCAUCAACAAUGUUUGCAAGAAGUUCAAUUCUUUGCUGAGUGAAGCCUUGGAUGAGCUGCGCUUGACCCUGAAAAAGUCGGCCAUUGUCUUUGUCGAUAUGUUUGCUAUCAAGUAUGAUCUUGUUGCCAACCACAAGAAAUACGGGAUUGAGAAGCCGUUGAUGACAUGCUGUGGCCAUGGAGGUCCCCCUUACAACUACGACCCCAAGAAGAGCUGCAUGACUUCAGACGAAGACCUGUGUAAGCUUGGUGAAAAGUUCAUAAGCUGGGAUGGUGUUCACUUCACCGAUGCUGCAAACGGCAUUGUGGCUUCCAAGGUGCUCAGCGGCGAGUACUCCAUUCCCAGGGUCAAGCUGGCCAGCCUCGUCAGCACUGCAAAAUCUGACGAUUAAUGGUGAUAUGGCAUUCUAAUUGGCCCUUCCUUUGGUUUCUCACAAAGACGAUGAAGAUGGAACCACUAACAAAACUGACCCCCCAAAUUUAAUUAUUUUGAGGUUCUUACCUUACGACCAUCGUCGACAGAGUUUUUCUUUUCCUUUUCUUCUCCUUUUUGUAUAAUCGGGGCGAAUGUAUAGCCUAGGGGUUAAUACAUGGUGAUGCUGGUGUCUCUGUACCAUGUAUGAAUUUUCUUCUUCUGAAUUUUGGAUCAAUAAAUAGAGAUGAAUAUUUAACAUGCUUU